AUGCUUUUUAAAAAUGAAGACAGUGGCAAUAGUGUUUACUGUUUUACUUAUAAUAAUUUUAACAAUGAUUCUAUAUCUGAUAUUUUAAAUGUAAGGAAUGAUAAUAAAAAUAAUGAGAAUAAAGAAAAGAACGAUGAAGAUGACAAACAAACCAAUUUGUUAUUAGAAGAGAAUGGAGAAAAUGAAGAAAAUAAAAGACAAGGAGACAAACAAUAUGAGGAUUUAUGUUUAUUAUCAUUUAAAAAUAUUCAACAGUCUAAUGAUAAUAUAAAAAUGCAGGAAGAAAUGUUUAAUUUAUCUUAUGAAAAGAAUAUCAAAAAUAUAGUUAAGGUAGUAUAUCAUGAGGAUUAUAAAUUAUUAUAUGAAAAUACAGAUAUACACGUAGAACUUCCAUCUAUAUUAUAUGAUACAGAUAUUAAAAAAAAUAAUGAUUAUAUUAAUAAAUGUGAUAAAAAAGAAGAUGAUUAUUAUAUUAAUAAAUAUAAUCAACACAAUGAUGUCAGAAAAAUUGAAAAUUUAAAAUAUUUUAUUAAACAUAACUGGAAAAAUAUAAAUAGGAUUAAUGAAAAAUUAUUUUUAAAAAAUUUAAAGGAACUAGAUGAAAUACUGAAUUAUAAUUUUUUGAAUAUAUGUAAAAAUAAAUAUAAACAAUAUGAUAAGAAAAGAAUAAAUGAAAGACAUUUCUCUUAUCACGACAAUUUCCUUAGUCAUUAUAUAAUUUAUAAAAGAAAUAAAUAUAUAAAGCAGAAUAAAAAUGAAUAUAUUAAUGGGAAUCAUAAUGAUGUUUAUGAGAGUAGUAACACAUAUGAUGAUAUAGAGACAACAAGAUUAAAACAUAAUAAUAUUAAUAUUAAUAGUAAUAAUAAUAAUAAUAAUAAUAAUAAUAUGAAGGAUUGUCUAAAUAAAUAUCCAUAUGAUUAUAUAAAACAACCUUUGAAUUUCUCUUUUCCUUGUUACGAAAAAAAAAUAGAAAAUAUCUACUGCUUAAAUAUACCAGGCUAUAAAUAUAAAUAUAUCUAUCCUCCAGUGAACAACAUGAAUGAUGAAAAAAUAAAAGAAUUAUAUAUACCUAAAGGACAUAUAUUAUUUAAUUCAAAAUUUGAAUCCGCAAAUUUAAAAUAUGUAAUAAAAGAGGAAGAAGACAAAGAAGUGUAUUCUUUAUUCCUUAAUCAGGAUAUUCGAAUGAACGAGAAAAAAAAUCAGUGGUUCUAUUUCAGUGCUAGUUAUAUUCCAAAUGAAUAUUAUACUAAUGAAUUAUAUAAAAUGAAAAUGUAUAAUAAGGAUAUUACUCAUAUGGGGGAUAAUAUGAAAGUUGUAUAUAAUUACCUGAACGGUACAGGUAAUAAUAUAAACAGUAAUGUAAAUAAAGUGGAUAAUAGAACAAAUAAUAUACAUACAAAUAAUAUCAAAAAUAUCAAAAAUAUUAAUAAUAUCAAUAGUAAUAAUAUUAUAUAUAGCAAGUGGAGGGAACAAAGGUGCAUGAAUCAAUAUUUGAAUGACAUAAAUAAUGAAGAAAUAGAUAGAAAUCCAGGAGGGAAUGGCAAAUAUUCGUUAGAUGCAUGUGAUAAAUUUACUGUUAGAAAUGUAAAGAAAUUAGAAAAACCAUUUACUGUUAGAUUUAAAAUAGAGAAUAUGGCAAAACCUUUUUUUUUAUAUAAAUAUGGUCAUUCUCCUUUAUCGUUUUCAGAAUGUAAAUAUAAAUUAGAAAAUAUAAAAUGGCAAAGAAAUACAUAUGAUAUAAAAUAUAUAAAAAACAAUUCAUGUAAGCAUUAUAAUAUAAAAAAAAAUAGUAUGGAAUAUUAUAAUUAUAAUACGUAUACUUUAGAAUUUAGUUAUGAUUUUAUGUAUGAAUAUGAUACAGUAUAUUUUGCAAGUUGUUAUCCAUAUACAUAUUCUUAUUUGAAUGAAUAUUUAUGUUUGAUAAGAAAUUUUUUGAAGGGUCACCCUACUAUUAAUUAUAUAGAACAAACAUUGUGUAAAACUUCAUGUGGAUUUGAUUGUCCUGUUUUAUGCAUAACAAAUUAUGAUAGUGAAGAAGGAUAUAAUAAAGAAGAAUUAAAAGAAGAUUUAGAAAAGAAAAAGAAAAAUAUUAUAGAAAGGAACAAUUUAAAUGAUGAAAAUUUAUGUGAUGCAAUGGAUAUAAGUAACAAUGUUGUAAGAAAGGAGAUUGAGAAGAAAAAAUAUAUAUUAACAAGUAAAAAAUUGGGAAUAAAAAAAGUGGAUAAUAAUUUAUUUGAUGAUAUGAAAAAUGGAUGUACAAAUGAAUAUGAUAAUAUGGAUAAAGAAUGUUUGGAUAUAAAAAAAAAUAUAUGUUGUGAAGAGAAAAAAGAAAAACAUGAUAUAAUAAAAUGUAAGGAUGAUAAAGAUUAUUCUUAUAAUUGUUGUUAUGAUGAGUGUCAUAAUGUGAAAAGAGAAAAAAAUAAUUUUUUUUGCUGUUUAAAUGAUAAAUGUAACUUUGUUUUAAAUGAACAUAUGAAAAGAAGAAAGAGUAUAAUGGAUUGUAAUAAUUUUUUAAAUAAAAUGAAAUGGUGUAAAAAAAAAAUGUAUACGUCUAAUCAUUUUAUGAAGAAAUUUGAGAGUUUCUUAAAAAAGGAUUAUGUUUACAGUAGAGAGAAUAAGAAAAAUAAUGGAAUGACAAAAAUACAAAGAUUUGAAGAAAAUUGUGAUAAUAAUUUAAUAUGUAAAAGAAAGGAUGAAAAAAGAAAUUGUUCUCAAAAGAAAAAAAAAAAGAAAAAAAAGAUAAUUGUGUUAACAGCUAGAGUCCAUCCAGGAGAAACAAAUUCUAGUUAUUCAAUACAUGGAUUUAUUAGUUUUAUUAUAUCUAAUAAUAUAUAUGCACAUAUAUUACGUGAGAAGUUUAUAUUUAUAAUAAUACCUAUGUUAAAUAUUGAUGGGGUUAUCUUAGGACAUAAUCGAUAUUGUUAUAAUGGUUUUGAUUUAAAUAGACAGUGGUCAAAUCCGAUAGCAUAUAUUCAUCCUACAAUAUAUUCAUCAAAAUCUUUAAUAAAAAAUAUUAGUCAGAAAAAUAAGAUUAUAUUUUUUUGUGAUUUUCAUAGUCAUUCAAGAAAAUAUAAUUGUUUUAUAUAUGGUAAUCAGGGUACUUGUAAUUAUGUAAACAAUAAAAAGAUCUGUGAAGUUUUUCCAGAAAUUUUUUCUCAGGCAUUACCUUGGUUUUCUCUUGUUGACACGGUAUAUAAAGCAGACAAUGAAAACAAGGGGAGUGCAAGAUUGAUAGGUGUUCAGGAGUUUGGAAUUGAUUGUAGUUAUACGUUUGAGAUUUCAUUGUUUGGAAUACAGAUAAGAAAGGAUUUUAAUAUAAUGUAUAAUGAGAAGAAGGAUAUUUUUUAUAUUCAGAAUUAUUUUGAGAGGUGUCACAAUGGGGGUGAUGAUAAAAAAAUAGGUGGUAAUAUAAAAGUAGAUGAUAUAAAAGCAGAUGAUAUAAAAGCAGAUGAUAUAAAAGUAAAUGGUGAUGUCAAAGCAGAUGGUGAUGUCAAAGCAGAUGGUGAUGUCAGAGCAAAUGGUGAUGUCAAAUCAGAUGAUAGAUAUGACAAUAUGAAUAGGCAUUACAUAAAUAAUAAUUAUUAUUAUGAUAAGAAUAGCUACGACUUUUUAUAUUUCGAUGAAAAUCUUUUAUUCAUGACGGGUGUGAGUUUUGGUUUAUGUCUUUUUAAGUAUAUGAAUUUUUUAUCAUAUAAUAAAUCAUCUAUAUAUAGAAAAACGUGUGAAGAAAAAGAGAAAGAGGAUAUGUUUACAGAAGAGUGUAGUACGUUAUGUAUAAAUAAUAAGGAUGAUAAAGAAAAAUAUAAUGAAACAAAAAAACAAAAUGAUCAUAUUUUUAAGAAGGAAAAUAAUUUGGAUUAUGAUAAAGGAGGAGACAUUAUAUUAAGUGAUACUGAUCAUCAUAUGGUUAAUUCAUGUGUAAAUAAUAAUAUGAAUCUAGAUAAAAGUAAAAGUAAAAGUAAAAAGGAAUGUAAAAAUAUUUUAAAUAAGUAUGGUUUUAUAAAACUGAAGAGUAGUAACAAACAUAUGAAAGAGUUAAAAAGAAUAAGAAAAUUAAAAAAAAAAAAAAAAAAUGUGAUAAAAGAGGUUUAUGAGUUUAGAAAAAAAACAAAACAAAAAAAAAUUUAUAAUACUUAUAUGUUUGGUUCAUAUAAAGUAAAUAUUAAUGAUGUAAUACGUAUAUUAAAUAAGCUAAAAAUUGUUGAUCAUAAUGGUAAGUAUAAAGGUUUUGAUUUUAAUAAUUCAUUGGAUAUGCAAAAAAAAAUAAAAAGUAAAAGUAAAAGUAAAAGUAAAAAUAAAAAUAAAUGUAAAAAUAAAAAGGUCAUUGUUAUAUUGUAA
Plasmodium adleri (nom. inval.) is the source of this 4338-nucleotide messenger RNA. Its product is annotated as zinc-carboxypeptidase, putative. The transcript has a single exon. The coding region runs from base 1 to 4338 and encodes 1445 amino acids. The record is from RefSeq and is a predicted model, not a curated record. NCBI's taxonomy places the organism in Eukaryota, Apicomplexa, Aconoidasida, Haemosporida, Plasmodiidae. Gene Ontology annotation, biological process: protein side chain deglutamylation.